Messenger RNA from Camelina sativa (false flax), 752 nucleotides. Its product is annotated as RING-H2 finger protein ATL34. NCBI's taxonomy places the organism in Eukaryota, Viridiplantae, Streptophyta, Magnoliopsida, Brassicales, Brassicaceae. Gene Ontology annotation, biological process: protein ubiquitination. The record is from RefSeq and is a predicted model, not a curated record.
AAUACCGUCCAUGCAUUUUAAUAUGAAAUAAUGAUCGUCCACCUCAUCCAGCUUACAAAGCAUAUAUACACACACACACACACACACACACACACACACACACACACACACACCACAUCCAGAGUAUGUGGUUCAUUCUUUAAUUACGUACUUAUUAAAAAACUUCUACUUUUUGCUGAAUGAUGUUGGCUCAAUCUGUGUUUAGAUUUAGCGAAUUCAUCACCGUUUCUGUUUUGGUUGCCUCCGUCUCUAUCUUAUUUACACGUCUCUUCUUAAGAUUUGCCGUUUUCCUCGUCACGCGUCCAUGGCGGCGCCACCGCACAUUCACGUUCCACCGGUGGAGAAUGGCGGCGAAAGAUCACUCGUCUCCACCGUACUGUGUUGUGUGUCUUCAAGAGGCAGAGGAAGGUGAGAAUAUGAGGCGCUUGACGAUUUGCCGUCACUGUUUCCACGCAAAUUGCAUAGACACAUGGCUCGGUGAAAUGUCCAAGUGUCCGUUGUGUAGAGCUGAGAUUCCGCCGUUACCGCCGGAGAAUCCUCUGCUCUCACUGUUUUUUCCGGCCGGUGUGAUCGAUUUGUUCACCAACAAAGAAUCUCGACGCGUAGCGUAGCUCUCUAAUAAUUUCGAAUUCUCUGUUUUCUUAAUGCUUUGACCUGUCAAAGACUUAUUUAGGUACUUGUUUGCUUUAAAAUUUUAACUUAACUUCUUCUAUACGACAUAGAAUAUUAAAAUAAAAACUGUUCAAACAAAA